AUGAAUACAUACUAUAUAUAUAUAUAUAUAUCAGAGAAAAAUGUCCUUUUAUCUUUCUCUUUAACAAGAAUUUGCUCUCGACAUUUAUUGUCUUUGUUAAGGUCCACUUGCGAUUCAGCAACAUCAAAUGUAGAAAUAACAAGCGAGGAGACAUUUCCGGGCAACGAUGGUCCAAAUGAAGAGGGAUGGUCUGCAGGUCGUGGACAAACUGCAUUCGGUGAUUUUAGAAAGACACUAUUACCACCACGACCGAGGGCCAAAACAACUGUCUUUCAAAAAAUAUUCAGUCAAAAAUCUGCUCUAAUAAAAAAUAAAAAUAAAAAGUUUUCUUUGAGCAAUUUAACAAUUUUAGUUAAAACACUGACAAUGAAAACAUCUCGCAAAAAGUUAUAUUAUUUAAUUGCUGCACAUUAA
Echinococcus granulosus is the source of this 414-nucleotide messenger RNA. RefSeq lists its product as hypothetical. Lineage: Eukaryota; Metazoa; Platyhelminthes; Cestoda; Cyclophyllidea; Taeniidae. The transcript is spliced from 4 exons. Bases 1 to 414 code for a protein of 137 amino acids. The record is from RefSeq and is a predicted model, not a curated record.